AUGAACGCUCCUCAUCCUUCCUUUCUGUUCCAAGCCGACGAUCAAAUCGAGCUCGGCAGGAGGAGAGCAGCUAAAGCAGCGCGGCUUUGUGUGCCCUCUUCCUCCUUCCCCUCUGUCGCUUCACCUCCCACUUCCGGCUCCGCUUCAUAUGCCUCCCUCGGCCACCCAAUCUUUCUCGGUACUAAGCAGGACGAUGUAGCUGAGCUUGCGCUGGGAGGAUCGGGCGCUGAUGGAGGGCGGGAGAAGGUGUUGGACGCGCUACUCGAGGUGCCUGCAGCGGGUGGAGCUAGUGGAAGAGGGAUGUGGACUGCUGAGAGUGGAGGGAUCGUGAGAAGGGUGGACUUGAGUACUGGCAAGACGACAGAUGUAGUGCUAGCACACAAAGCGCCUGUAUCCGCUCUGGCCCUCCUCCCCCUCCCCACUGUUGGUCAGUCGCUCCUCUUCUCCUCGGGAUGGGACAAGGUCAUUCAUAUCCAUCUCAUCGUCCCGCUCUCCCCCUCGGACAAGAUCCCUGCAAGCCCGCGACGUCUGAAACCGCUGCUGACCAUCGCGGCUGCUUCGACGGACUUUAUCAAGGCACUGGAGGUACUGCCUGAGCAGGGGGUGCUGCUAAGUGGGGGAAGCGAGAAGGUCAUUCGUAUCUGGGACUUGAGACCGCUGAUCGCUUGGGCGCAGGGCACACAGGGUAGCCAGGGGGUAGAAGCACCUGUACCUCGAUCGGCUGGCAGCUUUGGAGAGCACACGAGGGGGAUUACCUGCAUCACAUCGCUCCCGCCUCCUCCAACAAUUGGCAGCUCAACCUCCGCCACUACUUCAGGCGAUCUACCUAUGAGUACGACCAUCUACUCUGCCGACUCGAUGGGGCGCAUCUUCCAGCUCUCUCUCGACUUGGGCGAGCAUGCUGGCAAGACCUCCAACGGCGACACCGCCAGCACUAGCAGGAGCACCGGCAGCUCUUCUCUCCCUCCUCGCGCCCGCCUCGUCAUCCAGCGAGAGCUUCGCGGGCCCGAGACGGCCGUUUCGGACAUUCAUGUAGGCUGGAACGUCCAGCGUGAAGAAGUCGACGAUGACGACGACGAUGAGGAUGGCACUCACAGGCCAGUCACAACAGCCGGUGCUCUGGUGAGAGCGCAAGUGUGGGUAGCAAGCAACGACAAGAGCGUCCAGCUUUUUGUGCCCUUUGAGCGGGAUACGCGCUCCUCAAAAACCUCCUCUAGACCAUCGACAUCAAAGAGGCUCCCUCUGAACGGAUCCUCGUCCUCCUCCACCACAUCUUCUACGACCCUCUCACGCGUCUCUAAAGUCGGAGCAGCCCUCGGCUCUCAGCCCCCUCUGGCACCCAUCCUGGCCAUCAGACACCCAGACUAUGUCAAGAGUGUACUCCCACUCGCUGUGGCUGCGGCGUCGGAGGCGGGCUUUGGUAGCGCUGCUCUGCCAAAGAGCGUCGUGGUGAGCGGGAGUGCGGAUGAGGAUAUACGAGUGUGGAAGGUUGCGGGCCUGGGGGGAGAAGAUGCAGAUGCAGAGGACGCUGAAGACGAGGAAGAGGAAGAGACAGGAGACGAAGCUCGGCAGCGAUCCCUCGACGGUCAAGUGCAGCGCAGCAGCCCCGCAAAGCUACUCAGACGACAGGAAGGUCACUGGCACGAAGUCGAGAAGCUCCUGCUUUGGUAUGGAUCGCUUCUACCCGCUUCUGAUAGAGGCACAGUCUCCCUCUCCAAGCUCGACCUCGGCCCAAAUCACGAAGAGGAAGGAGCCCAAGCUACUCCCUCCCCCAUCCCCUCUGUUUCUCAAGAGGAGCAGAGCGCAGGCAAGGAGAAGGCAGAAUGGCACAUCAUCUCAGCCAGCCUAGACGGCUCAAUCCGUCGCUGGCCCCUCGCCCACUUGCUAGAGCCGCAGAGCAUCGCCGAGCGCACUCUGAUCGAGAAGGGGGCGGACGCCCUUCCCGGUGCUGCUCAUGCAGGUGCUGAUGGCAGUGGAAGUGGAAGUGCCGGUGGGAGCGCUGGCAGCAACAAGGUCAAUGGGAGCGGUCCUGCUUCUCAGCCCGGGAGGAAGAGCGGCUCCGGCGCAACUGGGAGUGGAAUGACGGCCGAGGAGGAGCGUGAGUUGGAGGAGCUCAUGGGGAGUGAUUUAGAUGAGUGA
Microstroma glucosiphilum is the source of this 2139-nucleotide messenger RNA. RefSeq lists its product as hypothetical. Gene Ontology annotation, cellular component: preribosome, large subunit precursor. Gene Ontology annotation, molecular function: protein binding. The record is from RefSeq and is a predicted model, not a curated record. The transcript has 2 exons. The coding region runs from base 1 to 2139 and encodes 712 amino acids. NCBI's taxonomy places the organism in Eukaryota, Fungi, Basidiomycota, Exobasidiomycetes, Microstromatales, Microstromataceae.